This is a messenger RNA of Pomacea canaliculata, 5440 nucleotides long. Its product is annotated as FMRFamide receptor-like. Gene Ontology annotation, molecular function: G protein-coupled receptor activity. Gene Ontology annotation, biological process: G protein-coupled receptor signaling pathway. Lineage: Eukaryota; Metazoa; Mollusca; Gastropoda; Architaenioglossa; Ampullariidae. The record is from RefSeq and is a predicted model, not a curated record. Gene Ontology annotation, cellular component: membrane. The transcript is spliced from 2 exons. Bases 1866 to 3191 code for a protein of 441 amino acids.
CUGGCGGGACGGCCACGUCAGUGAAGGAGUUCGUCUGACGGCCUGCACAGUCAAAGAUGGAUGCGCCGCGGGCUCUCAAGGAGUCUUGUUCUCAGGGAUGGAGGAACUGGAAUACCGUGAGAGGCUGAUGUCUGUGAUUGCUAGAAGACAAAAAUAGUAACGCCGUCUGUUGGUCUCUGUCAAAGGGACUUCAUCGUGUGCCCACACAGCAGGUCAGCUUACCCUCAUUUAUCCUGAUUACCCUGCGGUGACGUCACGAGAUCUGUCGAGGAUAACCCACUUGGAUCGCCUUACAGGAAAUGUGCGCUGGCGCUGUCCCCACCUGGCCUUCUGGGAUAUUAUUGCCUCAAGUGUGACAGAAGCAAGCUUUCAUCGUGGACACUCACCUGGCUCGCAUGACGGAGGACAGACCCGUGGACUGUCAAACUGAUCAACAGCACCUGCAGCGUCAGCAGUUGUCCUCUAUCCCCUCCAGCCCCACCCUGACCAAUCUCCCGGACACACCUGCGAUAAACAAUUAGUCUCUUUGUCGUCAAGGUAUCUUUACCAGCCGGCCUCACGGAAGCAGAAACAUUUAUAAGGUCCAGGCGAGCCCCAAACCCGCUCUCCACCAACCUCUUCCCCGAUUUGGACCAUCACCGGAAAAGUCUCGGAGCGUCUCUUCCCACGAGACUUCGGCGAGGCCGACGCGGGAAGGCGAAAACAUCGUCUGUCUUCACAAAUGAAGAAGGACCCUGUUGACAACCGACUCUUCGGGGGAAAGACUCGGACCUGGCGUGGACAGCUGUGGACGAGACAGUCGUUCUGACAGUCAGUUCCGACUUUUCUUCUCCGACCGCAGUCGCCUUGUCCCCCACCUCCCCAAACUGAUUUUUUUUUUUCAAAAUAACUCUUAUACAUCUUGAUGAUUAUAUGAUUAUUCACAACUUUUCUGCUAGCUGUCCCCUCCUUUCAUGAGCGUUGGUAUUUAGGUUAAACAAGUGAAAAACAUUGGACUCAUCGAUGACCAAGGUUUAUGACUUAUCUUGAAAGAAAUUUGUGAAGUGUUUUCAAGAAAUUGUAGUUCAUUGCUUCACGCCUUCAAACCCUCUUUUCGUUAGCCAGGAAUAUGACAGAAGAGUCUUCAAAAAUCCACAAUCGUUUUCAGUUAUACUUUUAUAAAGGUUAGUCUACAGUUUCCCUACAUCGGGGGACGAUAUGGGAGACCAUUAACAGCAAAUAGCGCAUGAACGAUCCUCCUCUUGGAAGAGUUUCAUAAUAAUCAAACUGUUUCGGAAUAUUUUGUUCAUAAACUGAAAUUUUAGGACUGUUCGUGUUAAAAACUUAUUAUCGAGAAAGAAGAGUUGAUGAGACUAUUACCUAUACUUGCUGCCUGAUUGAGCUCCUGAUGAAAACAAAUAAGUCCAAAAUAAUUUGAGUGAAUAAACAAACAACAAUUUAUUUAUCAACGCAUGUACUCUUACAAUUCAGUUGUUAUUGCAUCUCGCCUGAAGAAGUCCGCCCAGGAACUCCGGGUAUCAAGUAUCUACUUCAAUGAAGACCCGCAAGAAACAGCAUCAAUUCUUGGCGGGUGGGCGUGAAAAUGCUGGCACCUCGUGCAGGUGUAACUAUACACCCUGUCGCCCGUGUUGUAUCUGUUUUUCGUGAAAGUAAACACCGAAACUGCAAUAAUACUUUGUGGAUGUGUUGAACAGGGAAUGUUCACAAGAAUGAACAGCAUUCACAUCGUGAGCAGUAUAAAGUUUUUGUCAAAUUUAAGUCUACAUUAGUAAAUCAGACUCAUAACAAUAGAAAGUUUUCACUCUGCUCUCACCUCGGAGGGUGCUCAGUGAGUCUAUAUAUAUAUAUCUUAAGGACAGGCAGACAUGCUAUUCUUCUCAGCAUGGCGCGUGCGGUUCUUGGAGGAGACGAUUUCCGGCAACAUGUCGUUAACCAACGAUUCUUCGGUCGUCAACAUGACCAAGACCUACUCCAUCCCCGACGAUAUCUGGGGAACGCGGGUAGGGGUGUUCGGGAUCGGGGGCACGGCAGUGGCCGUCUUCGGGAUGUUCUGCAACACCAUCUCCAUCAUCGUGUUGGGUCACUUCCGGCAACGCUCGUCAGCGCCCUUCCUGCUCAUCUGCCUGGAGAUGGUGGACACACUGCUGCUCUUCUCGGAGAUGAUGCUGGAGACCCUGACGACUCUCAGCCAGGCGGGGCUGAUCCCGGACUCCUACCGCAUCUUCAUUAAGCCCAUCUAUGUCCUGCUGUAUCCUGUCCCCCACAUCGCCCAGACUGGCACCACCAUGUUGACGGUUCUCAUCACCAUCGAGCGCUACAUCGCCGUGGCCAAACCUCUUCUGGCCUCGCGCGUGUGCAGCAAGAAGUGGGCCUGGCGGGCCGUGGUGGUCACCCAGCUGUGGGCCGUCCUCUUCCAGAUUCCGCUGUACGUCGCCUACACCAACGAGCGCGUCCACGACCCGACCAACAAUGUCAGCAAGAUCGUCUUUUACCGCACCGAGUUCGGCCUGGGUCGCUUCUACAACUACUGGUUCGUCGUCUGGAUCAACUUCGUCUGCGAGUUUCUCGUCCCUUUCGUCGUCAUCGUCGUCCUGAACGUGCUGAUGAUCCGAGCGCUGCGCGCCAGCAGCUCCUUCACCCCUGCCGAGGCUUCCAAGCCUGGUAGUCGACGAUCAGCGCGCGAGGGUCGUCUCACGGCCAUGGUUAUCGCCGUCACCGUCAUCUUCUUCGUCUGCGAGCUCUUUCCCGCUCUCUCGCUCAUCCUGGUGCGAGGGAAGGACGUGUACCUCGAGUGCUCUGUGCCCUGUAACCACUUCGUCUCCGUUUCGGACACCAUGGUAAUGGUCAACUCCGCCUCCAACUUCGUGGUGUACUGCGCCAUCGGCAAGCAGUUCCGGGACAUCUUCGUCAAGAUCUUCUUCCGGGGUCGCCGACGUUCGAGACUUCCGGUGGAGAAGUACCGCCUGGCCUUCACCAACCCUUCCCACGCCUCCGCCGGUGCCAGGCUCAGCGAAAACGGACACAACAGCUUCAGCAGCAGGGGCAGCGACAGCGACCUCAAAGGUCUGAGAACAGGAGGAAGUAGGGUGCUGGACACGGACAUGCGUGUUUGUGGUGGUGGUCACCUGCGCUUCGCGGGCAUUGAUAGGAGUGACAGACGACGACGGUCGCAGCUGGUGUACAGGUUGUAAAGGUGUGUGUGUGUGUGUGUGCGUGAUGUGUGUGUGUGUGUUAGCGUGUGUGUGUGUGCUCGCGUGCGUGGUAAAUAUAUCUAGGUAUUGUCCCAAACUGAAAUUUCAAGAUAAACUGAAUAUUCUUCUGGGACAUCCAUGUUAUUCCUUUCAACAUGACCCGCGAGUUGUUUCCCUGCCCCCCAUGGGAAAGACAAUCCUGAGAACUUGUUACUAGGCAACUGGUUAGCUAAGGACAUGAAAAGUGAUCUCAACACAAGCUCUCGGUUCGUCCAAGUGUUAUAAGAUAUUAAAGAUACCCGCUAAUACGUGGUAUAUAUUGUUGUAAUAUUCGUCACUCAACUGCAAUUGACAGAAACGAGAAAAAAGUGAUUCCACGACAAAGAUAUAUUUUGGUGUAAACAGUGCUGACUGCUUAAAGAAGCUGUACUUUAUUUUAAUGAGGAAACCUUAUUAUUUUAAAUAAGCUGUACCUUAUUUCAAUGAAGGAACCUUAUUAUUUUGCUAGGACACAGUUGCUUAUUUCAUCAAUGACAAUUACUUAAGGCUUGUGAGCAAGGCAUGGAAGCAGAGCCACCGACCGCAGUAUUAAUUAAUUUAUCUAUUAAUUUAUUAUCUAUUUGCUUGCUGCAGGUGAGAACGAGAAGCGUGAGGUGCGAUAACAGAUAACAGAGACUUUGUUGGAAAUUUCUUCAUUUCUUUUUGUGCAAAGGUCAAUGUUUCAUGAAAGACAGCUUCUUGUAAUAUUUGCCUUUUACUAAAUGCUUGUGUAUACUUGUGUAUACAGUCUUCGUGUCUUCUCAUUUCCAGACGUGAAAUGUCACGUGACAGCAUUGUCCAUCCUCCUUGUCCCGGACUGCGUGUUGCCAGUGAUGUGACCAUGUUUGGCAAACUGUACAUGACAGCCACAUACCACUUUGGCAAACAAAGUCACAUAUUUGACAAUGGGUCACCCACCCAUCCACCCACACAUUUACCUCUACCCCACACGCACCCACAUUCACAUUUUGCACGAUGUUACAAUUUUCUUAAAUUACAGAUUAGAGAGAAGAUGCAAUCAACCGUAAAUUUUUUUCGAAAAAAAAGCAUUUGUGGAAAAUAUUUUUAGCGUAAUUAACUUUUAAUAAUUUAAUUAUAAUGUUUAAAGACAUCAUGUCAGACAUAUAGAUUAUACUUUCUAACAGGCAUUUAAAAAUCUCUACAUGAAAAAUCUUGAUAAAUAGGAUAAUAUUAUAGAAUAUAUUUUGAUGGGAGAAACAAUUAAACCUUUUAUGUCGUUUGCUCAGGAAUGUCUGAUGAAUCCCUAAGUGCAGCUUCCUUUGGAAAAUAGGAAUAGAAAGGUGCCUCAAAAACAAAGGUGUUCGCUAAAGACCAUGACGAGCUGUCAGUUCUCGUCUCCGCCAUUAAAGAGCUCACAGUGUCCGCUGGCUACUUGACCUUUGUGGGCCUGAGGCUAGAUUGAUGCUUGAAGAAAAGACAACAACACUCAGGCAACACAUUCAAAACAUUUCCUUGAAAUGAUAUCAAGCAAAUGUGAUGAUAUAAAACUAAGUGUGGUGCUACCGUUAGUUGUAAUUAUAUCAAGGUAGUUGUAAUAAAAUCAAGCUAGCUGUAAUGAUAUCAAGUCUGCAGGUCAAAUCACUAACGUUCAGUGCUUGCGUCACCUGACCUCUUGCUGUGGCCUGAAGCCGGGUACAACAGCCUUUCGCUGUGAAAUUAAUUGGGAGGAACAGUCGGAGAAAAAAAAAAACAAAAACAAAAAAAAAAAACAAAAAAACCAACUUUGCAUGUCUUGAUCUCCCUAGCUCGUGCACUUUAUCGGGAGGUUGUUCUUUCCACUCUGUCUUUGUCUGUGUGCUGCGUCUGAGGCACCAUGUGUGUGAAAGAGAAACAGAUUCGCGUACAGAGAUAAACAAUAGAGUGAACAAGAGUUGAGAGGUUGAGAGAGAAAAUGAGUGUGUGAAACAGAGACAAACACAAAAAAAAACCAAAAUAAAAAUACAUUGAGCUAUUUAUUUAUACAAAGAGAGAGUGAGAGGAGACAAUGUAAGAAGCCCCAAAGACAGGUAGGGCCUAAAUGUGAGAGUGUCAUGAUGUAACUCUCAGAAGAAGAAGGUAGAAAAUGUUAGCCAUCAGACCAUGGAUACGUAUAGGUGGACUGCUGUCUGUCUGCCAAGACCAACGCUUAGCCUCUUGCAAAGUUCUCCGCUGUUAGUCUUGGCGAGCCUAAACAAUGAAUGUGACUAAAC